Molecule: messenger RNA, 1631 nt
Organism: Cavia porcellus (domestic guinea pig)
Lineage: Eukaryota; Metazoa; Chordata; Mammalia; Rodentia; Caviidae
Product: spindlin-2
Exons: 2
Coding region: 698-1360 (220 amino acids)
Biological process (GO): gamete generation; regulation of DNA-templated transcription
Cellular component (GO): cytosol; nucleoplasm
Source: RefSeq, a predicted model, not a curated record
ACCAAGAAGAAGAAGGGGGAUGGGCUGGAAUCCGGCAGGAGAUAAGGGGUAGAGUUGGGCGCCAGGCUUUGAGUGGGGUGGGGGAAUGCCGUGGGCAACAGGAAAGGGAGUGGCUUUAGAAACCACGCAAGGAUUUGAAAAUGAGCUCAGGAAAGCAGGAGAGGUGGGCACCAGGGAAACCACUGAAGUGAGCAGGGGUCAAGUGAGUCAUCUGGGGCACUCACACAGGACAGUGGGGCUUUGACAAGGUGGAGAGAUAGGUGAUUUGCAGAGGCUCUAGAGUGGACACCAGGGGCAGUUCAAAAAGUGGGUACUGAAAAAACAGAAGUUUCUCUUUUCCCUUCUGAGAUUAGAGUUCUUACUCCCAGGCAGCACUACCUUCUCUCCAGCCCUUCUCUCCAGCUUGAAGGGGGGACUAAAGGGAGGAGGGACUGAGAGUGAGAGAAAAAAAAAGAAGGGGGAGGGGAGACAGAGAAAGAGACAGAGAGAGAUACAGAGAGAGAAGGAGAGAGACAGAAAGAGACAGAAAAAAAGAUUGAAAGAACUAACUGCAGGCAGCUGCCAGUAUACUUAGCAUUGCUGGCAGGCUCCAAGGGAAACAGCAUUAGGCUCAAGAACAGAACCAUCACUAAGGGUGAAGUUGACCUUAUGGCAUACUGGGUGUUUGCCUGUAUCCUGUCUCCUUGUCUUUGCAGGCAUGAAGACCUCCAACACACAAGAGGCCGAAGGACAACAAACCAGAUCCUCUGCAGGACGAGCCACUGGGUCAGCAAACUUCACAAAGAAGAAAUCAUCCCAGAAGAGGCAGAGAGGCAGACCUUCAUCCCAGCCCCGCAGAAACAUCGUGGGCUGCAGAAUUUCUCACGGAUGGAAGGAAGGCGAUGAGCCCAUCACCCAGUGGAAAGGGACCGUUCUGGAUCAGGUGGCAUCAUCACAAGUUAGUGACGCCAACCUUGCAAAUACCAUAAUUGGCAAAGCAGUGGAACAUAUGUUUGAGAGUGAGCAUGGUACCAAGGAUGAAUGGAGGGGGAUGGUCCUAGCCCAAGCACCUAUCAUGAAAGCCUGGUUUUAUAUUACCUAUGAGAAGGAUCCUGUCUUGUACAUGUAUCAGCUUUUAGAUGACUAUAAAGAAGGUGAUCUCCGCAUCAUGCCAGAGUCCAGUGAGUCUCCACCAGCAGAAAGGGAGCCAGGAGGAGUGGUUGAUGGCCUAAUAGGCAAACAUGUGGAAUAUACCAAAGAAGAUGGCUCCAAAAGAAUCGGCAUGGUUAUUCACCAAGUAGAAGCCAAACCUUCUGUGUAUUUCAUCAAGUUUGAUGAUGACUUUCAUAUCUAUGUCUAUGAUUUGGUGAAAAAGUCCUAAAUGUUGGGGUAAAAUUUCCCACAUUUGUGGAAAUAAAUCCAUAAUUUGUAGAGAUGCCAAAAAUGCUGCCUUUUACUGUAUUGAAAGUCUAGGGGUCCCUGAUGACCAGCAUAAUUGUAAUUUUGUUCUGAAAAAUACAAAUUUAUGUGGAUGUGACAUGCUGUGUAUAGGCACUUUCUCUUAAAAAGUUUGGGUGUGUUUGGUGGAUGGGGCAUGAAAAGAAGGAACAGCUGUCAAUUGAGUCUGUGAAUAAAGUGCAGCAAAGAAACUA